Messenger RNA from Olea europaea var. sylvestris, 2697 nucleotides. RefSeq names its product acetyl-coenzyme A carboxylase carboxyl transferase subunit alpha, chloroplastic-like. The transcript is spliced from 11 exons. NCBI's taxonomy places the organism in Eukaryota, Viridiplantae, Streptophyta, Magnoliopsida, Lamiales, Oleaceae. Gene Ontology annotation, molecular function: acetyl-CoA carboxylase activity; carboxyl- or carbamoyltransferase activity. The record is from RefSeq and is a predicted model, not a curated record. Gene Ontology annotation, cellular component: acetyl-CoA carboxylase complex. The coding region runs from base 313 to 2526 and encodes 737 amino acids. Gene Ontology annotation, biological process: fatty acid biosynthetic process.
CCCAGAACACUUUUUUGAGGACCGAAGAGACAAAGCACAUGUGCCUUUAUCCACAACAGAGAUUGAAUUGAAUCAACACUAGUAUGGUUAAUGAUUAUUUUAUCAAAUAAUAUUAUAUUAUAUCCAUCACUGCAAAUCCCUCUGCAUUCACGGAUAUCUGAAACGUUGGCUGGAGUUUUUAACUACCCUGUUCCAUCAGUUUGCUCAGAGGUUUAAGAGCAUUUGCAGAGUAGAAAACCUGAACAAAAUUGAAAAUUCCAAUUCUCAGUAUGUGAAACAUCACUAUUUGCUGACCUAUAGUCAACAGUCGAGAUGUCUACUUUAUCACUAGCAGCUGGGAAUUUCACAAGAGGACAACGAGGAGAGGACAGUGGUUUAGGAUUCUGGUUAAGUUCAUAUUUCGGAAAUGAGCUUUUUGGAACUGAUACUCGUGGAAAUUUGAUGAGAACCUCAAAUCGUGUCCAUUUCAAAUACUUGGAAGGAUCUAGGACAAGAAAUGGGAAAAAAUUUCAUGUUUUUGCAAAAGUUAGAAACUGGAAGAAACAUGAUUACCCAUGGCCCGAUGACGUUGAUCCAAAUACCGAAUCACCCUUGAAGUAUCUUUCUAACUUCAAGCCUUUGGACGAGAAACCUAAACCCGUGACACUUGCCUUUGAGAAGCCACUGGUUGAUUUAGAGCAGAAGAUCAUCGAGAUACAAAGAAUGGCUGAUGACACUGGGCUUGAUUUUACUGAUCAAAUUAAUGCUUUGGAAUUGAAGUAUCAACAGGCUCUUAAGGAUUUAUACACGCAUUUGACUCCCAUCCAACGCCUAAAUAUUGCUCGACAUCCGAACAGGCCUACUGUUCUUGAUCAUAUCCUAAACAUCACAGAGAAGUGGGUGGAACUCCACGGAGAUCGUGCAGGGUAUGAUGAUCCAGCUAUUGUGACCGGUAUAGGAAGCAUAGAAGGUAGAAGCUACAUGUUCAUAGGUCAUCAAAAAGGAAGGAACACAAAAGAAAACAUUAUGCGCAACUUUGCAAUGCCAACCCCUCAUGGUUAUAGAAAAGCUUUGCGAAUGAUGAAAUAUGCGGAUCAUCAUGGAUUUCCCAUUGUUACAUUCGUAGACACACCAGGGGCCUUUGCUGACUUGAAAUCUGAGGAACUGGGUCAGGGUGAAGCAAUAGCCCAUAAUUUGAGGACAAUGUUUGGCCUUAAAGUCCCAAUCAUCACAAUCGUAACCGGUGAAGGUGGCUCGGGUGGUGCUCUUGCCAUUUCUUGUGCCAACAAGUUGAUGAUGUUGGAAAACUCAGCGUUCUAUGUUGCUAGUCCAGAAGCAUGUGCCGCGAUCUUGUGGAAAUCGUCCCAAGCGUCUCCAAAGGCGGCUGAAAAACUGAGGAUUACAGCACAAGAACAUUACAAACUGAGGAUAGCAGAUGGUAUCAUCCCUGAACCUAUAGGUGGUGCACAUGCUGAUCCCGUAUGGACAUCUCAAAAUAUUAAGGAAGCUAUUCUCGAGGCAAUGGAGGAAUUGACAAGAAUGGAUAAAGAAGCGUUACUUCGACACCGAAUGCUUAAAUUUCGUUCGAUUGGAGUUGGAGGGUUCAGAGAGGGUUCAGAGGUGGAACCUGAGAGGAAACGGAACAUGAAACCAUCUGAGGUCAAUGCACCAAAAGUCGCUGACAUAGAAUCCGACAUUGAGGAUCUCAAGAAAAAGAUACUUGAAGCUGCGGGACCAUCUGAUCCAAUUACCAGCCAAAAAAUCGAGAAACUUCAAGAAGAUCUUGAUCAGGAGAUGACCAAGGCGUUUACUUCAAUGGGCUUGCUUGAUCGGAUAGAAUCUCUUAAUCUGGAGCUGGCUAGGUCCCCUGACCCAGAUCAAGCCCUGAAUUAUGAUCUUAAGGAGAAAGGAAAUAAAAUUGUGCAAGAAUUUAAGAAAAAUCUGGCACGACCUGGAGACUAUCUUGGGUUAAAGCAAAAGCUCCAAACACUCAGCAUGGUUAGCAGGCUUAUUGAGUUGAAAGAGAGAAGUGAGAAAUUGAAAAGCCAGGUCAAUCAGAAAAUUCCAGCAGAAGUAAAAGCCAAAAUGGACCUUCUAAAAAAGGCUCGGGAAAAGUUGUCGAAUGGUAAUCAAGUAGACGAGAAUCUCUCUGAGGAACUAGAAAGGGCUAAAAAAGAGCUGGAAGAGGUUCUAAAAUCGGCUAACUUGGAAGUCAUUGGAAUGGUGAAGAGAAAGGACAUAACUACACCUCCUGAAUUGAAAGAAAAGAUUGUGCACUUGAACAGAGCAAUCACAGAGGAGAUUGAAAAAGCAGUAAACAAGAGGGAAGGCAUUAGUGGCAAAAUUGAAGAGUUGAAAGUCGAGAUGGCGAAAGAAUCUACUUCGGAAAAAGCGAAAAAGCUGGAAUCAGAGAUAAAAGAAGGUAUUGCUAUUGCACUUAAUGUCACCCCACUUAAAGAGAAGGUUGAGAAUUUAAGAGUGGAAAUGUCGUCAUUCUGUAAGGAAGUUGUGGAAGAUAAUGUUAUUGUCGACAAUGGCAGAUUGUAAAGUUAAAUCUCCGUUCUUCCUUACCCGAGAGGGGUUAGGGACGGGGGGAUAUUGCGCGAAAAAUCUUGUGUUCAUUCUUUAUAAUACUGGUUAUUGAUCCAUGCAAAAACUAUCCAUUGUUGUAACUAAAAUUUGUGUCUUCUUCCAUCCAUGUUGAUUGUGUUUGUUGCC